Molecule: messenger RNA, 2487 nt
Organism: Halteromyces radiatus
Lineage: Eukaryota; Fungi; Mucoromycota; Mucoromycetes; Mucorales; Cunninghamellaceae
Product: sulfate transporter family-domain-containing protein
Exons: 6
Coding region: 142-2487 (781 amino acids)
Biological process (GO): transmembrane transport
Cellular component (GO): membrane
Molecular function (GO): secondary active sulfate transmembrane transporter activity
Source: RefSeq, a predicted model, not a curated record
GACUGUUUGUUUUUAUACAUACGUACACAUACAUACAUAUAUAUAUAUAUAUAUAUCUAGACAGUAUUGGUUUUCUCUCUCUCUCUCUUUCUUUUUUUUUAUAUAUAGAUAUAGAUAUAUAUAUUUAUUACUGUCAACCAAAUGUCUACUACACUAUAUUUAGAUGGUCCUCCGAAAUCAAGUAUUCGUGAUCAAGUCAAAGCCACGCUUUCACCUUCUGCAACUUGGUUAAAAGAUACCUUUCCUGUUUUACGAUGGUUACCAAAAUAUAAUCGACAAUGGUUUUAUGGUGAUCUCAUUUGUGCUAUCACUGUUGGUAUUAUUGUCAUUCCUCAAUCAAUGGCUUAUGCAAAAAUGGCUGGACUUCCUCCUCAAUUUGGUUUAUAUUCAAGUGUUAUUGGUGUUUUUAUAUACCCUUGGAUUGGUACAUCAAAGGAUAUUAGUAUAGGUACCAGUGCUAUCAACUCUUUACUUGUUGGACAAAUCACAUUGAUUCUUACAUCUUCACCUGAAUUUCAAUCUGGUGCUUGGACUAUCUCCCAUAUUACUUCCAAUUUGACACUGGUAUCCGGUCUAAUAUGUUUGGUAGUGGGUAUUUUACGGUUAGGAAUCUUAUUUGAUUUCAUUUGUCAACCUGCUAUUGCUGGAUUCAUGGCUGGCUCUGGACUUACGAUUGUCAUUAAUCAGCUCAAUAAAAUUUUUGGCAUUCCAAAUAUCAAUACAACUCAACCAACUUAUCUUAUUUUUGGCAAUACAUUGAAGAAUCUUCCUCAUUCUCAUUGGGAUGUCGCUUUGGGUUUACCGGCUUUGGUCUUUCUCUAUGGUGUACGCUAUUUUACAACAAAAUUCAUUCAUCAAUACCCAAAAUAUUCGAAAUAUUUCUUUUUCUUGAACAUCUCUCGAAAUAUCAUCGUUGUUGUCUUCAGUACUUUAUUAUCUUUCUUGAUCAACCAUUUUGGUCAUUUUACUUCAAGUCCUUUCAAAAUCCUUGGUGUUGUACCAGCUGGUUUUCAAAACAUGGGCGUACCAACUGUCGAUUCAUCACUGUUAUCUAAAGUUCUACCAAAUUUGGUCGGUGUGGUUGUUUUGCAAAUUAUGGAACAUUGUUCUAUUGCUACAAGUCUCGGCAAAAUCACGGAUUACAAAAUUCAAGUGAAUCAAGAAAUUACAUCCAUCGGAAUAGCAAAUGUUUUUGGCUCCUUUUUUAGCGCUUAUCCAAUGACUGGUGCUUUUUCACGCACGGCUGUCAUGUCAAAAUCCGGUUGUAGAACUCCAUUGACCAAUGUUUUUGUGGGUACUAUUGUCGUGCUUACUAUUUACUUUUUUACUCCUGCUCUUCAAUAUAUACCUGAUGCUGCUGUUGGUGCUAUUGUCUGUCAUGCUGUUACUGAUCUGAUUACUGGUCCUAAGGUCUGGGUCAAAUUCUGGAAUACUCAUCCAUCCGAACUACUGAUCUUCGCUUCUGCCUAUGUGAUCUCACUAUUUACAACCAUUGAUAUCAGUGUCUAUGUACCAGUUGCUAUUUCCAUUGUUGUUCAACUUUAUCGUGUGGCUCGACCUAAAUAUGCCUUCCUUGGUCGUGUGGACUUGGCCGAUCAAGAUUAUCUAAAUGACAACAAAAGUGAUACCAAUGAAAAUGAUCUUGAUAAAUCCAUGUUCUUCUCUUUCUCUGACACUAACUUCCGUGGAUGGAUCCGUCCCAUUGAUCCUAGUAUUGUGUGUUUUCAACCUCGUGAAAAUCUAGUGUUUGAAAAUACGAAUUACUUGUUUGGAAAACUAUUGGAUCAGAUCAAAUUACAAACUCGACGUGGUAAACUACUUUCAAAUGCAGCGGGUGCUCGGCCUUGGAAUGAUCCUGUUGAUGCCGAUCAAACUGAAGAACGACCUGUUUUAUCCUCUAUUAUCUUUGAUGUCUCUGGUGUACAUACGAUGGAUUAUACAGCCAUGGAAAGCUUGGUGGAACUCUCUCGUAUGGUGGAUCAUUACAGUAACCGACCCAUUCCGUGGUUCAUUGUAGUGGGUAGCUCGGAUAGUGUACGACAUUCAUUAUUGUAUGCUGGUUUUGGACGUCAACAAAGGAAAAAGAUUGUCAAUGGUAUUUUUACGUUCCACAACGAUAUCAAGAAGAAACACAACAACAGUAAUCAUAACAACAAUAAGAAGGAGAAAAAUAAGGAUCAAAUGACAAAAUCAUCAUCUUUGCCUUGUGGAAAGCCGAACUAUGUUCUUCCUUCCUGGUGUCACUGUCAAAGCGAUGAUGAAGACGACGACGAUGAUGAUGAUGAUGAUGAUGAAAGGGAUGAUGCUUCUAAUCGAUACAAUGAUCAACAACCCGUUGGUACCAACAUUCGUGUUAUCCGUGAUAGAUAUCCUUACUUUUAUCUUUCCUUGCAUGAAGCCGCCUAUGCUGCCUUGGAUCAUCGAAAUCAACAAUGCAAAUCAACACCCAGUGAUGCCAUUUCCAUUCAAGUGGAAGAUCGCCAGUGA